UGACCUCGUUCCACUAUUUCUCGGAAAAAAGUAAAAGGGCAGAAUUGUUUUGCUAGUUGAACAAAUUUUGCCAAUUUUGUACAAUUUUUAUACAAUUCACAGCAUUAUUAUGGUUAACAUAUGCAGGAGAUGACUUUGCAGUAAGCACUCCAAAUAAUCAAGUUUGGUCAUGUUUCCGUUUCCAUGACCAUGCAAUCGACAAUUUGUUUCCAAGAAGUAGGCAACUUUCCACAGAAAGAUCAUAAUGCAACACGUGCAAUUACUAGUUCCGUGUUUGGUGGCCGUAUUUUCUAUAUCAUUAAUGGUUAUAACGUAUAUUUACAAAAUGAGCAUUGCUGAUCAUAUUGGAAAUCAAGAUGUUGCAGACCAUAUUUCAAUUGGCAUUUUGUCUGCAAGAGAGAAUUUUGAGCAAAGGAAUUCGAUACGUAAAACCUGGGUUAGGUUUUUACAAAAAAAUAAUGAAAAUCUGAAAAAAAGAUACCAAAUCAGCCACAAGUUUAUUGUUGGGUCAAGAAGUUGUGAAAUCCCAUCUGAAGAUAGAAUUUCUGAGUUCUCUUGUAAAUGGGAUGCAUAUAUUGGAUCAUAUCAAGAUCAGGAUAUAUUUGCCUAUAAAAUAGACAAAGAUUCAAAAUUUGUUUCAGACAAUCUACCAAUUGGGUUGGACUUUGAGGUUCUUCAUCCAAUCAUUGUUAGCAAACUUGGGGUCACUGCUUCAUCCAGCAAUAAGGGAUUCUCUAUAAAGGUUGCAUUAUUCGAUAGAACCACAAAGGCAGAAGUUGUUUUUGCAAACUUCAACAAGUUGGAUUCAGUAAUAAAUGGUUUCUGGAUUAAGGAUGUGGAUAACUACCUUCUUCCAAAAGAAUUCAGAGGAUCUUUAGUGGUUGAUUCGUUUGGUCAAGAUUUUCAUUAUGCUCAAGCUGAUGGCCCUUGUAACAUCAAUGAUGGUGGUGGCUUAUUGAAGUUUUUUAAGCUAACCAGACAUGGACCAAUAUCUGGGUAUUUUCCAGAUAAAGUAGUUGAGCAGAAAACAUAUUGCAGUUUGGUUGCAGGAACAUUUGUCUUCAAACGAAAAGCUGAUGAUAACUUGAGGCCGAGAAAUAUCUCAACAAAAGCAGCUGAAAGGAAAAACAGGCUUAGACUGUGGGGGGAAAAGCUACAAAGAGACCAACAGCUUUUAGCUGAAGAGACAAAGAAACACAAUGACAUCCUAAUUGUUGAUGUUAAAGAUUAUUAUAGAAAUUUACCAAAAAAGCUGUUGAUGUUCUAUAAAUGGGCAUCAUCUCAAAAUGGACUUCAGUUUACAAUAAAAACCGAUGAUGACUGUUACCUGAAUAUUCCUAAAAUUCUCCAGGAAAUAUCCUCAAUGAAUCUAAGUAGCAGAGAUAGCUUGUGGUAUGGAAGCUUUAGGUUUGAUUGGCCAGUGGAUUUAUUUGGAAAGUGGGCAGAGAAUGAGUAUCCAUCUUCUAUGUACCCAGCUUUUGCAUGUGGCUCUGGUAAUCUUGUAUCAAAAUAUGUUGUUGACUGGAUUGCUUUGAAUUCCAACUUUUUACAUAGCUAUCAGGGUGAAGAUGUCUCUAUGGCAAUAUGGCUAUCAGCUAUUCUCCCAAAGAUAGUAAAUGAUAACCGCUGGUCUUGUUUCAAGAUUUGUGACAAGAAUAUGCUUAGCUUGCCAAACAAUAGCCCAAAAGAAAUUUCAUCUCUUUAUGAAAAUCAUUUGAACUGUAGCAAUCCUUGUGGAUGUACUUCCUAGCAAUUAAUAUAUUUUUUGUAACUUACUAAGUUAUAAAAAGUCAUAAAUUU
Rhopilema esculentum is the source of this 1800-nucleotide messenger RNA. RefSeq names its product UDP-GalNAc:beta-1,3-N-acetylgalactosaminyltransferase 2. Gene Ontology annotation, cellular component: Golgi membrane. Lineage: Eukaryota; Metazoa; Cnidaria; Scyphozoa; Rhizostomeae; Rhizostomatidae. Gene Ontology annotation, biological process: protein O-linked glycosylation. The record is from RefSeq and is a predicted model, not a curated record. Gene Ontology annotation, molecular function: hexosyltransferase activity; UDP-glycosyltransferase activity.